This is a messenger RNA of Brenthis ino (lesser marbled fritillary), 6048 nucleotides long. NCBI's taxonomy places the organism in Eukaryota, Metazoa, Arthropoda, Insecta, Lepidoptera, Nymphalidae. The record is from the annotation of a GenBank genome assembly.
AUGACGACCGACAUAUCGGUGUCCCGCUGGGACCCGUCCAUCGGCCAUGGGCAAGAGAUCAUCGACGAGAUCGAGUACGAUGGCGGCAACUCCUCCUCAAGGCUUUUCGAACGAUCGCGCAUCAAAGCGCUUGCAGACGAACGAGAAAGUGUUCAGAAAAAGACUUUCCAAAAAUGGGUGAAUUCUCACCUGGUGCGUGUGGGGUGCCGCAUCAACGAUCUGAAUGUGGAUAUGAGAGACGGCAAGAUGCUUAUCAAGCUUCUCGAAGUACUGUCUGGCGAAAGAUUGCCUCGCCCUACAAAAGGCAAAAUGCGUAUUCACUGCCUGGAGAAUGUAGACAAAGCCCUACAGUUCCUGCGGGAACAGCGUGUACACCUCGAGAACAUGGGCUCCCAUGAUAUCGUCGAUGGUAACGCGAGGCUCAAUCUGGGUCUCAUAUGGACUAUCAUUCUUCGCUUCCAGAUCCAAGACAUCACCAUUGAAGAGACAGAUAAUAAAGAGACAAAGUCCGCUAAGGACGCAUUGCUAUUAUGGUGCCAAAUGAAAACGGCCGGUUACAACAACGUGAAUGUACGUAAUUUCACGACAUCGUGGCGCGACGGGUUGGCGUUUAACGCCAUCAUACACAAACACAGGCCUGACCUCAUACAGUUUGAGAAACUGCAUAGAAGCAAUCACAUCCACAAUCUUAAUAAUGCAUUCAAUGUGGCUGAAGAGAAACUUGGGCUUACCAAGCUUUUGGAUGCCGAAGAUAUCGCGGUGGAACAUCCCGACGAGAGGUCAAUAAUCACGUACGUAGUGACAUACUACCACUACUUCAGCAAGAUGAAGCAGGAGACGGUGCAGGGCAAGAGGAUCGGCAAAGUGGUCGGCAUCGCAAUGGAGAAUGAGAAGAUGGUGCACGAGUAUGAGUCGCUUACCAGCGAUCUCCUGCAAUGGAUCGAGCGUACAAUCGAAGCUCUGGGUGAUAGAACAUUCGCGAACUCUCUCGAAGGUGUAAGACAACAACUUAUACAAUUCGCCAAUUAUCGUACUGUGGAGAAACCGCCUAAGUUCGUAGAGAAAGGCAACCUGGAGGUUCUUCUGUUCACGCUACAGUCGCGCAUGCGCGCGGCCAACCAGAAGCCGUACACGCCGCGCGAGGGCCGCAUGAUACACGACAUCAACCGCGCCUGGGAGCGCCUCGAGAAGGCCGAGCACGAGCGCGAGCUGGCGCUGCGCGAGGAGCUCAUCCGGCAGGAGAAGCUGGAGCAACUCGCUGCGAGAUUCAACCGCAAAGCUCAGAUGCGUGAGACGUGGCUGUCGGAGAACCAGAGGCUGGUGUCGCAGGACAACUUCGGCUUCGACCUGGCAGCGGUGGAGGCGGCCGCAAAGAAGCACGAGGCCAUAGAGACUGACAUCUUCGCGUACGAGGAGCGCGUACAGGCGGUCGUCGCGGUGUGCUCCGAGCUGCAGGCUGAGAGAUACCAUGAUAUGGAGCGCGUGUGUGCCCGCCGCGAUAAUGUUCUGCGUCUGUGGGCCUAUCUGCUGGAGUUACUGCGUGCGCGACGUGCUCGUCUCGAACUAUCGUUACAAUUGCAACAAAACUUCCAGGAAAUGCUCUACAUCUUGGAUUCCAUGGAAGAAAUCAAGAUGCGUCUCCUGACAGACGACUACGGCAAGCAUCUUAUGGGUGUAGAGGAUCUGUUGCAAAAGCACGCGCUGGUUGAGGCAGACAUCAACGUGCUCGGGGAACGCGUUAAGGUGGUAGUAGGUCAGUCCCAGCGUUUCCUGGAAGUGGAAGAAGACCGCUACCGUCCCUGCGACCCCGCCAUCACCGUGGAGCGCAUACAGCAGCUGGAGAACGCGUAUUCUGAGCUCGUGCAUCUCGCAGUUGAGCGCAGAAAGCGUCUUGAAGAUAGCCGCAAACUGUGGCAAUUCUAUUGGGAUAUGGCUGACGAGGAGAACUGGAUUAAGGAGAAGGAGCAGAUUGUCUCCGUUGAUGAUAUUGGACAUGACCUCACUACUGUGUACUUGCUGAUCUCCAAGCAUAAGGCCCUGGAAGCAGAUGUUCAAGCGCACGAGCUACAACUAAUGAAUGUGGCUGCUGUUGGAGAUGAGCUCAUCUCUCAAGGUCACUUUGGAGCUGAUAGGAUACAGGAGCGUCUCCGCGAUAUCCUCUCGCAAUGGAACCACCUCCUCGACGUGGUGUCGCUGCGCAAGAAUCGGCUGGACGCGGCCGUGCGCUACCACCAGCUGUUUGCUGACGCGGACGAUAUCGAUAACUGGAUGUUGGAUACUCUCAGAUUGGUUUCAUCUGAGGACACUGGCGUUGAUGAAGCGCAGGUACAGAGCUUGCUGAAGAAGCACAAGGACGUCACUGAUGAGCUCAAGCAUUAUGCUAACGUUAUACAACAGCUGAAACAACAAGCCAGCGAGCUGUCACCCGAGGACGCGAACAGCGGUGAGGUGCGCGAGCGGCUGGCGGCCAUCGACGCGCGCCACGGCGAGCUCGCGGAGCUGGCGCGCCUGCGCAAGCAGCGGCUGCUGGACGCGCUGUCGCUGUGCAAGCUGCUGGCCGAGGCGGACGCCGCCGACCAGUGGAUCGCGGAGAAGGACAGGAUGCUCGACACCAUGCUGCCGCCCAAGGACAUUGAUGAUGUAGAGAUUAUGAAGCAUCGGUACGACGGUUUCGACAAGGAGAUGAACGCAAACGCGUCGCGCGUGGCCGUGGUGAACCAGCUGGCGCGCCAGCUCAUACACGUGGAGCACCCGCAGGCGCCCGCCAUACAGCAGCGGCAGCAGGCGCUCAACCAGGCCUGGAGCGCGUUGAGAGAGAAGGCCGAAGCAAAGAAAGACGAGUUAAAGUCCGCGCAGGGCGUGCAGACGUUCUACAUCGAGUGCCGCGAGACCGUGUCGUGGAUAGAGGAUAAAAAACGCAUCCUGCAACAGACAGACAACUUGGAGAUGGAUCUCAAUGGUGUAAUGACCCUACAACGCCGCCUGUCCGGCAUGGAGCGCGACCUGGCCGCGAUACAAGCGCGCAUCACGUCCCUAGAGAACGAGGCCAGCGCCAUAGAGGAUGAACACCCUGAGGAGGCUCGUCUAAUCAGAGAGCGCGUUGCAACCAUUACUGAGAACUGGGAUAGGCUCACGCAGAUGCUCAAAGAGCGCGAUGCCAAACUGGAGGAGGCGGGCGACCUGCACCGCUUCCUGCGCUCCGUCGACCACUUCCAAGCGUGGCUCACCAAGACACAGACCGAUGUGGCUUCCGAAGAUAUUCCCGCCAGUCUACCCGAAGCUGAGAAGCUGUUAUCUCAGCACCAGACCAUCAAGGAGGAGAUUGAUAACUACAAGGACGAGUAUGCCAAGAUGAUGGAAUAUGGAGAAAAGAUUACUGCCGAGCCAUCGACUCAAGACGACCCGCAGUACAUGUUCCUGCGCGAGCGGCUGAAGGCGCUGCGCGAGGGCUGGGCGGAGUUGCAGCAAAUGUGGGAGAACCGGCAGCAGCUGCUCACGCAGAGCCUCGAGCUGCAGCUGCUGCAGCGCGACGCGCGCCAGGCGGAGGUGCUGCUCGCGCACCAGGAGCACAGGCUGGCUAAGACUGAGCCACCAACGAACUUGGAACAGGCUGAGAACAUGAUCAAGGAACACGAGGCCUUCCUCACCACCAUGGAGGCUAACGACGACAAGAUCAAUUCCGUCGUACAAUUCGCAAACCGCCUUGUCGAAGAGAGACACUUUGAUGCCGAUAAAAUACAGCGUAAAGCAGAAAGCAUUAGAGCCAGGCGUGACUCCAAUCGCGAGAAGGCGUUGCAACAGAUGGAGAAACUGCAAGACCAAUUGCAACUUCACCAGUUCCUGCAAGAUUGUGACGAACUUGGCGAAUGGGUGCAAGAGAAGAAUGUCACCGCUCAAGACGACACCUACAGGUCGGCCAAGACUAUCCACUCCAAGUGGACCCGCCAUCAAGCCUUCGAAGCCGAAAUCGCUGCCAACAAGGAACGUCUAUUCGCCGUACAGAACGCGGCUGAAGAACUCAUGAAACAAAAACCAGAAUUCGUCGAAGUCAUCUCGCCUAAGAUGACAGAACUACAAGAUCAAUUUGAAAACCUCCAAACUGCAACAAAGGAGAAGGGCGAACGCCUAUUUGACGCCAACCGCGAGGUCUUAUUACACCAGACUUGCGAUGAUAUCGAUUCAUGGAUGAACGAGUUGGAGAAACAAAUCGAAAACACAGACACUGGCACUGAUCUGGCAUCUGUCAAUAUUCUCAUGCAGAAGCAACAGAUGAUCGAGACUCAGAUGGCCGUGAAGGCGAAGCAGGUCACCGAACUCGAAACGCAAGCGGAAUACCUGCAGAAGACCGUACCAGAUAAGAUGGAGGAGAUUAAGGAGAAGAAGAAGACUGUGGAGCAACGUUUCGAACAACUCAAAGCGCCAUUACUCGAGCGUCAACGCCAUCUCGCAAAGAAGAAGGAAGCGUUCCAGUUCAGACGCGACGUCGAUGAUGAGAAACUGUGGAUUCACGAGAAAAUGCCUCUAGCUACCAGCACCGACUACGGCAACUCGCUGUUCAAUGUACAGAUGUUGCAGAAGAAGAAUCAAUCGCUGAAAACGGAGACGGAUAACCACGAGCCUAGAAUAUUGACAGUCAUUUCUAACGGACAGAAACUCAUUGACGAGGAACAUGAAGAUGCGCCCGAAUUCAGGACUCUUAUUGAGGAACUUACCGCGAGAUGGCGAGAACUUAAAGAUGCCAUCGAACAACGCAAGAACAACCUGUCCCAGUGGGAGAAAGCUCAGCAAUAUCUGUUCGAUGCUAAUGAAGCGGAGGCGUGGAUGAGCGAACAGGAACUGUACAUGAUGGUGGAAGAUCGCGGCAAAGACGAGAUUUCUGCCCAGAAUCUGAUGAAGAAACACGAGAUACUCGAGCAGGCGGUAGAUGAUUACGCGCAGACAAUCAGACAGUUGGGUGAGACUGUCCGUCAGCUCACUAGCGAAGAACAUCCUCUUAGUGAGCAAAUAUCAGUGAAACAAUCACAAGUGGACAAAUUGUACGCCGGUCUCAAAGAUCUGGCCGGCGAGAGGCGCGCCAAGCUGGAUGAGGCACUGCGUCUGUUCCAGCUGUCCCGCGAGGUGGACGACCUGGAGCAGUGGAUUACCGAGCGCGAGCUGGUCGCCAGCUCCCAGGAGCUAGGCCAGGAUUAUGAUCAUGUUACUCUACUGUGGGAGCGUUUCAAAGAAUUCGCCAGAGAGACCCAGUCGGUGGGCUCGGAGCGCGUGGCCAUGGCGGAGCGCAUCGCCGACCAGAUGAUCGCUAUGGGCCACUCCGAUAACGCCACCAUCGCUCAGUGGAAGGAGGGCCUGCGCGAGACCUGGCAAGAUUUGUUGGAGCUUAUUGACACUAGAACUCAGAUGUUGGCCGCUUCCCGCGAGUUGCACAAGUACUUCCACGACUGCAAGGACACGCUGCAGCGCGUCAACGAAAAGGCACGUGGUGUCAGCGAGGAGUUAGGUCGCGACGCCAUCAGCGUGGGCGCCCUGCAGCGCAAACAUCACAACUUCAUGCAGGACCUGAGCACGCUGCAGCAACAGGUGGAGUCGAUAAACGCGGAGUGCGGUCGGCUCGGCGCGUCGUACGCGGGCGACAAGGCGGCGGAGAUCACGCGGCGCGCCGGCGAGGUGGCGGACGCGUGGCGCGCGCUGCAGGCCGCGUGCGCCGCGCGCCGCGACAAGCUGGAGGACGCCGACCAGCUGUACCGCUUCCUCAGCCAGGUGCGCGACCUCACGCUCUGGAUGGACGACGUCGUGCGCUCCAUGAACACCGGCGAGAAGCCGCGCGAUGUGAGCGGCGUGGAGCUGCUGAUGAACAACCACCAGUCGCUGAAGGCGGAGAUCGAGACGCGCGAGGACAAGUUCACGGCGUGCAUCGGGCUCGGCCGCGAGCUGCUGGCGCGCCAGCACUACGCCGCGCCCGACAUCCGCGACAAGCUGCAGCUGCUCACCGCGCAGCGCAACGCGCUGCUGCGCCGCUGGGAGGAGCGCUGGGAGAACUUGCAGCUCAGU